AUGGCCCGCAUCGUCCUCGCCCUCGCCGCCCUUGCCACGACGCGGGCGCUGCAGCCCGCGCGGCGGACGACCUCGCUGCGCGCCGCGCCCGUCGACGAGGCGCCGGUCGCCGCCGAGGCGCCGGUCGCCGCCGACGAGGCGCCGGUCGUCAUCCCGGAGCCGCCGAAGCCCGUUCCCCGCAACGACGUCGUGCGCAGCAACUGGUACGACCUCGCGCUGCCCUUCAGCCCGCGGCCCGCGGUCCUCGCGUGCGACCUCGCGGCGGACGCCGGCUUCGACCCCGCGGGCCUCGCGACGAGCAAGGUCGACCUCUACAACUACCGCGAGGCCGAGGUGAAGCACGCGCGCCUCGCCAUGCUCGCCGCCGCGGGCUGGCCCAUCGCCGAGCUCUGGGACGGCCCCAUCGCGAACGUGCUCCACCUGCCGUCGAUCGUCGAGCAGAACGGCGGCCGCGACCCGUCGGUGCUCAACGGCGGCCUGGGCCUCAUCUCGCCGGUCUACUGGGUCGGCGUCGUCGCCCUCGCCGGCGCCAUCGAGUUCGUCGGCGAGACGAACAAGGCGCGGCAGAAGGCCGAGGACUCGACGUGGAUGCUCACGGGCAGCUGGGUCCCGGGGGACCUCGGCUUCGACCCGCUGGGCCUCUACACGACCUUCGGGGACAACGCCCAGGCGAAGAUGCUCAUGGAGACGGCGGAGCUCAAGAACGGCCGCCUCGCCAUGGUCGCCAUCCUCUCCUACGUCAUCGAGGAGGUCGUCUCGGGCAAGCCCGUCGUCGAGCUCACGCCCCUCUUCUUCGAACCCUUCUGGAAGGUCGUCGAGGACCUCAUGUUCGCCGCCCCGCCCCUCUACGCCCAGUAA
This is a messenger RNA of Aureococcus anophagefferens, 858 nucleotides long. RefSeq names its product putative plastid light harvesting protein isoform 37 (gene LHC37). Gene Ontology annotation, cellular component: membrane. The record is from RefSeq and is a predicted model, not a curated record. Gene Ontology annotation, biological process: photosynthesis, light harvesting in photosystem I; response to light stimulus. NCBI's taxonomy places the organism in Eukaryota, Pelagophyceae, Pelagomonadales, Pelagomonadaceae. The transcript has a single exon. The coding region runs from base 1 to 858 and encodes 285 amino acids.